This is a messenger RNA of Loxodonta africana (African savanna elephant), 7126 nucleotides long. It is a transcript of the gene MSRB2, whose product is annotated as methionine sulfoxide reductase B2. The record is from RefSeq and is a predicted model, not a curated record. NCBI's taxonomy places the organism in Eukaryota, Metazoa, Chordata, Mammalia, Proboscidea, Elephantidae. The transcript has 5 exons. Gene Ontology annotation, molecular function: peptide-methionine (R)-S-oxide reductase activity. Gene Ontology annotation, biological process: protein repair; response to oxidative stress. Gene Ontology annotation, cellular component: cytoplasm. The coding region runs from base 1 to 549 and encodes 182 amino acids.
AUGGCGCGCCUCCUCCGGGCGCUCUUCGGCCUGCCCGUCCGGGAGGCGCCUCUGCGGGCAGUGCGGGGCUGUGCGGGCCGCUGUGGCCUCGGCGCAAGGCCCAGACAGGGGGACGCAGGGUCUCUGACAAAGUGUGAGCCAUCUCUUGCCAAGAGUGACUGGCAAAGGAAACUGACCCCAGAGCAGUUCUACGUCACAAGAGAAAAAGGAACUGAACUGCCUUUCAGCGGGAUCUACCUGAAUACCAAGGAGGCAGGGAUGUACCACUGUGUGUGCUGUGAUAGCCCACUCUUCAGUUCUGAAAAGAAGUACUGCUCUGGCACUGGGUGGCCUUCAUUUUCUGAAGCUCAUGGUACGUCUGGCUCUGAUGAAAGUAACACAGGGAUCCUGAGGCGUCUGGACACUUCAUUAGGAUUGGCUCGCACAGAGGUUGUCUGCAAGCAGUGUGAAGCUCAUCUUGGGCAUGUGUUUCCUGAUGGACCUGGGCCCACUGGUCAGAGGUUUUGCAUCAACAGUGUGGCUCUGAAGUUUAAACCAAGUAAACACUGAUUAUCUCAAGAGUCCCUUUCUCUUUCCACACCUUCAUCUACAUCUUCAAUUUUCAAUGCAUAUGAAUGAUUUAUUGUAUUUAUUAUAAAACAAGGCUAAGCUUGCUACUGGCACCAAGAGAGUCACAGCUUCUCUUAUUUAUUCACCUUGAGUCAGAUCAACCCCGACUCCCACUUUGACUGUGGUAUUUCACCAAAUGACUGAGGGACAACUGUUGACUUCUGUAGGCUUUGCCUGGGACCAGAGAGCAUGAUUCUUUGGGGACCUAGGAGGUUGAUAGAUUAGUAAGCCAGAAAGAUCCUCCAAAAUGUUCCUAAAGUUUCCAGUGCAGUUAAGUGCUUCAUGGACAUGCUAGGUGAGGGAUCAAGUGCAAAGAGGUAGGAAAAUUAUGGGAUGAGGGUAAUCUUAGCUUUGAAAGAGGCAUCAAAGAGUAGGGUUGUGGGAGAGCUGUGCUUUGGUGGGCACAUGUGGUGAUCAGUGGGAUGCAUGACUUUUUGGAAAUUUUAGAAUGUUUUGAACAUCCUAGUUCCAAUCUUUCUACCCACAAAUAAGCUCCAAUGGGAGCUCGUUAGAUUUCAGUGAUAAUGAAUGACAUUCACCCUCAUCCCUUUUGGCUACAAAGAUAAACUUUGAAAUGUUCAAGUAAAAUUUUUUCUAGAAUUUGUUUGAUUUUUGUCUAAGUCUAUGUAUGUACUCUUUUAUAAAAAAAAAAAAAAAUUUUUUUUUUUAUAAAGAUGACACUAAAUCAAAAUGACCAAAAAAUGGCUAGAUCACAUGGUACUAGGCGUUUGGCUGUAGCAAGACUUGCAACUCAAGUGUUUUACAUAUUGAGAGACUUGAUUAAUUUGUUACUGGAAUUGUUUAAAUCAUUCUUUUUGAGACUUCAUGGGUAGAAAGGAAACUUAAUUACUCCAUUUUGUCUUUAUUAAUUGGUUAGCUAUACAUUAUUUUACUGUUCUUUUAGUGAUUACCCUGGAAAUCACGUGUUUUUAACUUUUAUAUUCAUAUACAAAUUAUUACUUUUUUCUACUUCCCCGAGAGUACUAUCUUAGAACAUUUUAACAACAUUCCUCCUUCCCAUAUCUUGUGUUACUAUUGUUAUAUGUUUAUUUUUACAUACAUUUUAAAACCCGUAAUUCAUUAUUUGUAAUGUGUAUAAAAAAAAAAAAAAAAUAGUCAAUGUUAAUUUAUAUUUACCUACAUAUUUAGACCUCCUGUUUCUCUUUAUUUAUGCCUGCAAUUCUCUGAUUCCCUACGUGUGAUGGUUAGUGUUAUGUGUCAACUUGGCUAGGCCAUGAUUCUGAGUAUUAUGUAAUUAUCCUCCAUUUUGUGAUCUAGUGUAAGGGGAGUUUCCUUGGGGGUGUGGCCUGCAUAUAAUAUAUAUGGAUGUUCUGGCAGAACUCACUCACUCUUGAUCCUGCAUCUGACUAGUCAUCCUCGGACCUCCAGUUCUUGGAUAUGAGCCAGCAGCCUGCUGUCUGACCUGCCCAUUUUGGGUUCAUCAGCUCCUGCUACCAUGUGAGUCAGGAGAAGCCUCUAGCUUGACGCCUGACUGUGGAUUUGGGACUUGCCAGCUUCCACCAUUUCCUUGCAAUAAAUCUCUCUCUCUCUCUAUACACUUCCCUGGUUUUGUUCCUAUAAAGAACUCAGCCUAAGACACUGUAAGAUUGUUUUUCUUCUACCUGAAGGCCUCAUUUAUUUUUUCUCUUAGUUUAUGUUUGCUAGUGAUGAAUUCUUUCACUUUUUGUAGGUUAGAAAGUCUGUUUUCCCUGGGUAUAGAAUUCUAGUUUGGAAAUUUUCCUUUUGGCGUUUUAAAAUUUCAUUCCAUUGUCUUCUGGUUUCCAUUAUUUUUGCUAGGGAAUCAACUGUCAAAAUUAUUGUCAUUCCUUUGAAGUUAAUGAGCCCCCAUCCCCGGCUAUUUUUUUUUUUUUCCUUUUUUUAUGUUUUUCAGCAGUUUUACCAUGAUGUGUCCUGGUGUGGUUUUCACUGUAUUUAUUCUACUUGGGGUUUUUAGAACUCCUUGAAUCUGUAGGCUGAUAUCUUUUAUCAGUUUUUGAGAAUUCUGUUAUUAUUUUUCCCUAUUCUCUUUCUCCUCUCCUUCUGCAAUUUGAAUUACUGUAUUUUUAUGCAAAUAAUACGUGUCUUCUAUGUUUUCUGGUUGUGCCCUCCCCUUGCAAGGUAUUUUUGUAGGCACGCUGUACUAAUUUUCUUAUAGUAAUGUGGAAGAGGAUUGGCAUGGUGACAGUUGUGAGGGUGCCUAGUGGACAAGCAUCCAGCAGACAAACCCAGAGGCCAUAUGGGAUGGUUAAGAUUGUGGGUCAACUACCAAACUUUCAGAGAAGAGUUAACACCAUUACUACUAAAGGCAUCUCAGAGCAUAGAAAAGGAUGGAGUACUCCUAAACUCAUUCUAUGAAGCCAGCAUAACCCUGAUACCAAAACCAGGUAAAGACACCAGGUAAAAAAGAAAAUUACAGACCAAUAUCCCUCAUAAACACAAAUGCAAAAACCCUCAACAAAAUUCCAGCCAAUAGAAUUCAACAACAUAACAAAAAAAUAAUUCACCACAACCAAGUUGGAUUCAUACCAGGUAUGCAGGGAUGGUUCAACGUUAGAAAAACAAUCAGUGUAAUCCAUCACAUAAAUAAAACUAAAGACAAGAACCACAUGAUCUUAUCAAUUGAUGCAGAAAAGGCAUUUGACAAAGUCCAACACCUAUUCAUGAUAAAAACUCUCAGCAAGAUAGGAAUAGAAGGAAAAUUCCUCAACAUUACAAAGGGCAUUUAUACAAAGCCACCAGCCAACAUCAUCCUAAUCAGAGAGAGACUGAAAGCAUUCCCCUUGAGAAUAGGAACCAGACAAGGAUGCCCUUUAUCACCAAUCUUAUUCAACAUUGUGCUGAAGGUCCUAGCCAGAGCUAUUAGGCUAGAUAAAUAAAGGGCAUCCAAAUUGGCAAAGAACAAGUAAAGGUAUCUCUGUUUACAGAUGACAUGAUCUUAUACACAGAAAAACCUAGAGAAUCCUCAAGAAAACUACUGAAACUAAAAGAGUUUUACAGAGUACUAGGAUAUAAGAUAAACAUACAAAAAUCAGUCAAAUUCCUCUACACCAACAAAGAGAAUGUCGAAGAGGAAAUCACCAAACCAAUACCAUUUACAAUAGCCCCUAAGAAGAUAAAAUAAUUAGGAAUAAAUCUAACCAAAGACGUAAAAGACCUAAACAAAGAAAACUAUAAGACACUACUGCAAGAAACCAAAAGAGACCUACAUAAGUGGAAAAACAUACCUUCCUCAUGGAUAGGAAGACUCAACAUUGUAAAAAUGUCUAUUCUACCCAAAGCAAUCUAUAGAUACAAUGCACUCCUGAUCCAAAUACCAGUGACAUUUUUUAAUGAGAUGAUGAAACAAAUCACUAACUUCAUAUGGAAGGGAAAGAGGCCCCGGAUAAGUAAAGCAUUACUGAAAAAGAAGAACUAAGUGGGAAGCCUCUGCUACCUGAUUUUAGAACCUAUUAUACUGCCACAGCAGUUAAAACAGCCUGGUACUGGUACAACAACAGAUACAUAGACCAAUGGAACAGAAUUGAGAAUCCAGACAAAUCCAUCCACAUAGGAGCAGCUGAUAUUUGACAAAGGCCCUAAGUCUGUUAAAUGGGGAAAAGACAGUCUCUUCAGCAAAUGGUGCUGGCAUACUGGAUAUCCAUCUGCAAAAAAAUGAAACAGGACCCAUACCUCACAUCAUGCACAAAAACGAACUCAAGAUGGAUCAAAGACCUCAAUGUAAAGUCUAAAACGAUAAAGAUCAUGGAAGAAAAAAUAGGGACAACGCUAGGAGCCCCAAUAUAUGGCAUAAACUGUACAUUGUACAAACAUCAGAAGAGAAAUUAUAUAACUGGGAGCUCCUCAAAGUCAAACACCUAUGCUCAUCCAAAACCUUCACCAAAAGAGUAAAGAUUACCUACAGAUUGGGAACAAGUUUUUAGCUAUGACAUUUCCAAUCAGCAUCUGAUCUCUAAAAUCUGCAUCAUACUGCAAAAACUGAACAACAAAAAGACAAAUAACCCAAUUAAAAAAUGGACAAAGGAUAUGAACAGGCACUUCGAAAAAGACAUUCAGGCUGCUAACAGAUACAUGAGGAAAUGCUCACGAUCAUUAGCCGUUAGAGAAAUGCAAAUCAAAACUACAAUGAGAUCCCAUCUCACCCCAACAAGGCUGGCAUUAAUCCAAAAACACACAAAAUAAAUGAGAGGUUAUGGAGAGACUGGAACACUUAUAUACUGCUGGUGGGAGUGUGAAAUGGUGCAGCUACUUUGGAAAUCGAUUUGGUGCUUCCUUAAAAAGCCAGAAAUAGAACUAUCAUACGACCUAGCAAUUCCACUCCUUGGAAUAUAUCCUAGAGAAGUAGGAGCCUUUACAUGAACAGAUAUAUGCUUACCCAUGUUUAUUGCAGUACUGUUUACAAUAGCAAAGAGAUGGAAGCAACCAAGGUGCCCAUCAACGGAUAAACAGAUAAAUAAACUAUGGUAUAUAUACACAAUGGAAUAUACUACACAAUGAUUAAGAAUAAUGAUGAAUCUGUCAAACAUUUCAUAACUUGGAGGAAUCUGAAAGGCAUUAUGCUGAGUGAAAUUAGUCAAUUGCAAAAGGACAAAUUUUGUAUGAGACCACUAUUUUAAGAACCCUAGAUAAAGCUUAAACACAGAAGAAAAUAUUCUUUGAUGGUUGGGAGGAAGGGAGAGGGAUAUUCACUAACUGGAUAGUAGAGAAAAAUUUUUUUAGGUGAAGGGAAGGGCAACACAUAACACAGGGAUAGUCAGUACAGCUGGACUAAAAACCAAAGAAGCUUCCUGAAUACAACCAAAAGCUUCGAAGGCCAGAGUAGCAGGUACGGGGGUCCAGGACCAUGGUUUCAGGGGACAUCUCGGUCAAUUGGCAUAACAAAAUGUAUUAGGAAAACGCUCUACAUUCCACUUUGGUGAGAGGCAUCUGGGGUUGUAAAUGCUAGCAAGUGGCCAUCUAAGAUGCAUAAAUUGGUCUCAACCCACCUGGAGCAAAGGAGAAUGAAGAACACCAAACACACAAGGUAAAUAUGAUCCUAAGACAGAAAGGGCCACAUAAACCAGAGACUUCAUCAGCCUGAGACCAGAACUAGAUGGUGCCUGGCUACCACUGAUCACUGCCCUGACAGGGAACACAACAGAGAAUCCCUGAUGGAGCAGGAGAACAGUGGGAUGCAGAUCUUAAAUUCUCGUAAAAAGACCAGGCUUAGUGGUCUGACUGAGCCUGGAGGGACCCUAGUGGCCACGGUCCCCAGACCCUUUGAUAGACCAAGAUUGGAACCAUUCCUGAAACCAACUCUACAGACAGGGACUGGCCUGGAGCAUAAGAUAGACAAUGAUGCUGGUGAGGAGUGAACUUCAUGGCUCAAGGAGACACAUGAGACUAUGUGGGUGACUCCUGUCUGGUGGCUAGAUGAGAAGGAAGAGGGGACAGGAGCUGGUUGAAUGGACACGGGGAAUGCAGGGUAGAGAGGAGGAAUGUGCUGUCUCAUAAAGGGGAGAGCAGCUGGGAGUACACGGCAGGGUGUGCAUGGCAUUUUGUAUGAGAGACUGACUUGAUCUGUAAACUUUCACCUAAAGCACAAUAAACAAAUUAAAAAAAGAAAAGAUGGUGUGUCAACUUGGCUGGGCCAUGAUUCUCAGUGGUUUGGCAGUUAUGAUGAAGUUUGGCAGCAAUGUAAUGAUGUAAUCAUCUCCAUAAUGAGAUCUGAUAUAAUGUAAAUCAUCUCCAUGAUGAGAUCUGCUAUGAGCAGCCAGUCAGUUGAAAGGGAGUUUCCUUGGGGGUGUGGUCUGCAUCCAGUAUUGGUGGACUUUCUGGCAAAGCUUGAGAGCUUUUUCUUCUGGGGAUCUUGCACCUGACCUCCAGUUUCUGGGACUUGAGCUAGCAGCUUACCUGCCAAGCUUAAGAUUUGUCGGCCUCCGCAAACUGUGAGCCAGAGCCCUGCUGUCUGACCUGCCUACCUUGGGUUCACUAGACCCUGCAGCUACAUGAGUCCAGGAAGCCUCCAGUGUGACCCAGGGACUUGGAACUUUCCAGCCUCUACAACCGCAUGAGCCAUUUCCUUGAUAUAAAUUUCUCUCUCUCUCUCUCUAGAUAGGUAGAUAGCUAUAGAUACAUAAAGUAUAUAUAUUUGUGUGUGUAUGUAUGUAUAUGUAUAUAUUUUAUAUAUAUGUGUAUAUAUAGAUGCUUCACUGUUUUGCUUCUCUAGCCUAAGACAUCUUUUUACUUAGCAUAAUAGUUUUAAGAUUUAUCCAUGUAAUAUUGUGAUUUGUUCCUUUUUGCUGCUGGAUACUACCCUGUAGUAUAUCUAUGAAUAACAAUUUGUUUAUCCAUUCACCAGAUAAUGGAUAUCUGGGUUGCUUUCACUUUUUGGUUAAUACAGUAAAACCUGCAAAAGCCAGAACCCAUGUAAGGCAGAACCCUGUCAAAGAAGGAAAACUGAAAUAUUUUCCACUAAUACACAGUGAUGGAAAAGUGUAAGACUAUAUUCAGUCAAAGGCAGAAAACUUGGGAGACACAG